Messenger RNA from Chinchilla lanigera (long-tailed chinchilla), 3515 nucleotides. It is a transcript of the gene Pard6g, whose product is annotated as par-6 family cell polarity regulator gamma. The record is from RefSeq and is a predicted model, not a curated record. The coding region runs from base 419 to 1582 and encodes 387 amino acids. Gene Ontology annotation, molecular function: protein kinase C binding. Gene Ontology annotation, cellular component: nucleus; apical plasma membrane; cell cortex. NCBI's taxonomy places the organism in Eukaryota, Metazoa, Chordata, Mammalia, Rodentia, Chinchillidae. Gene Ontology annotation, biological process: regulation of cellular localization; centrosome cycle; establishment or maintenance of cell polarity. The transcript has 3 exons.
UGGGCACCUUGGAAACCAGGAGCUAAAUAACCUUUCUGAAGUUAUGGUGCAUCUACAAAUUGGGAUAUCUUCCCCAUAGCACCAUGGUGGCCAAUAAAGGAAUGUUUUCACAGUAUACCAAGUCAGUGAGAAAAGUAUGGUGUCCACUCUGUGGACAGUUUGCUGCUACUUUUUAGAGAAGAUGGAAGCAUUACCUGUAUUUGCCUUUGUAUGCUUAAAAUACCCUUUGAAGGGCACAGAAAAACUGAAAUUGUUGGUUUUCCAUGGCCCCUAGCUGGCUGGGAGAAGUUGCUGAAUAUCUUUUGAAUUUUCAGCUAUGAGGUUAUAUCCCUAUUUACAUGAUACAGAUGACCACCCACUGUGCAGUCCUCAUUUUGAAGAGUGUGUUAGAGAAGCCUGAAGGAGCACCCGUGGCCACAUGAUUGCUGUUGGUGGGAGUAUACAGAGUUGCCUCAGUCAGGCACCUGGAACCUUCUGGAACCUGGGGAGGAGAAGGCACCCAUUUGGGGCUGAAUUCCGAAGGUUCUCCUUGGACCGUCAUAAGCCUGGGAAGUUUGAAGAUUUCUACCAGUUGGUCAUGCACACCCACCAUAUCUCCAACACCGAAGUGACCAUUGGCUAUGCAGAUGUGCACGGGGACCUGCUCCCCAUCAACAAUGAUGACAACUUCUGCAAGGCAGUCUCCAGUGCGAAUCCUCUGCUCCGAGUCUUCAUUCAGAAACGAGAAGAGGCAGACCACUACAGCUUUGGGGCAGGCACCCUGUCAAGGAAGAAGAAGGUGCUGGUGACGCUGAGGGAGGAGGGUCUGCGCAGGCGCGCCCACCUUGACAUCAGCAUGCCACAUGACUUCCGCCCUGUGUCCUCCAUCAUUGACGUGGACAUCCUCCCCGAGACACACCGCCGCGUGAGGCUCUACAGACAUGGCUGCGAGAAGCCGCUGGGCUUCUACAUCCGCGAUGGCACCAGUGUGCGCGUGACCCCCCACGGGCUGGAAAAGGUCCCGGGGAUCUUCAUCUCCCGCAUGGUGCCUGGGGGCCUCGCAGAGAGUACGGGGCUGCUGGCUGUGAACGACGAGGUCCUGGAGGUGAACGGCAUCGAGGUGGCUGGGAAGACCCUCGAUCAAGUCACAGACAUGAUGAUCGCCAACAGCCACAACCUCAUUGUUACCGUCAAGCCCGCCAACCAGAGGAACAACAUUGUCCGAAGCAGCCGCACUUCCGGCAGCUCUGGCCAGUCCACGGACAGCACCGCCAGCCAUCACAGCUUGCCCGCGGCCCACAUCCUCCACAGCUUCCAUCCUGAUGAGAUGGAGAGUGACGAAGAGGCUGACAUAGUCAUUGAAGGAGCCUUGGAGCCUCAACACAUUCCCAAGACACAGGGCACACCUUGCAGCAGCCUCUCUCGGGCCAACGGCACUGGCCUUGUGGACAGGCUACAUCGGGACCUGGCCCUGCACAGCUCUGGGCGAGAAAGCAAUGGCAGCAUUCACAGACUUCUCAGCUCCCUGAAGUCCGACCCUCGCAACAGCCUGAUCCUCCCCGCAGGUGGGGUGGAGGAACAUGGGCCAGCUAUCACACUCUAGGCUCAGGCCACGAGAAGAGGUCGCGCAGCCCAAGGCCACACAAACCUUGUUGACAUUUGCCCCGUGGCGGGGGAGAGCAUUGAGAGGAGCUGGUAAUACAAUUCGUGAUCCCAAAAGUAAAAUUUCCAAAGGAAGUAUUUUACAUUUUAUAUCAAUUUUCAAAUAAGAAAAAUAACCAUAUACUUCUUUCUCUUCUUUUUUUAAUCAUUCUUACAACUGUGUUCUUUAGCUUUUGAAAUGGUGUAUUUUUAUAGGAUUUCUUCAUAGAACUUAAAUACACAUGUACACACUUCAGGCCAGGCCUGAGUGCAGGUCCCAGAAAGACUUCUGACUAAAUGCAGAACAAACUUUAUUUUUAAAUUAUGAAAAUAAUUCACUUUUUUAAAUGAAGCUUAAAACAACCUUUUGUAAGUACUAAAGUUCGUAUUUUUAACAUAACUGGUGCAGAAAUGCCCUGUGAUGCCCAUGCUUUCUGCUGACCUGCUGGCAAGGCUGCAACAGGAAGGUAGGCACUGUUCCUGAGGACAGUGGCACCCAAACCUGUGACAGGUAAUGACCACAGAAGAAUUUAAGUCCUCACAGUGUUUCACAGCCAGCUCAAAAAAACCAGGGAGGGGGAGUGUCACACAAGAACACACACAGCUGUGGUCCUGGCUGGGGAGUUGCAUUUGUGACAUGACCAGAGGAGCCAGCCCGUCUUCACCUCCCCUGAACCAGUGUAGAAAGCAGGCUGGAUUGGAAGGUGAGGCUCAGCAAUACCUUAGCCGUGUGUGCUUCAAAGCCAGUAUUUAUUCUGAGAUGAGUCAGCCUUUUCCUCUGGGUCAUCUGGCUCUAGGACAAUUUUCGGCAGAUAUGAGGGAUGUGCGUCACAGACUGUGAAGUCUCAAGAACAGGCAGUUGGAUGCAUGUAGUUUUAUCUUCACUGUUAAAACAGCCAGUUCUAAGUCACAGUUAAUACAUGCUAUUUUCCACUCCUAGACUAGUGCUCAGUGGCAGGAAUCUAUUUGUAAAUACAAUGAGUCUUGUGGAACUUAAUGGUUUUCACAAAUAAUAAAUACCUUGCCACUUUCAACUUCUUAGGGAUUUAUGUUUGACCCAAUUAAAUUUUAGAUGAAGUGUAUUUUUUUGUCUGAAUACAAUGUAAUGGGCAAAAUAUUACAUUUAUACUUUAAGAACAAACUUUGACCAAAUAAAUCUUUAAUGUAAAUACACGUAAAAAUAUUAUUCCUGGGUUUUAAGGCUGCGAGCUCCACGUGCUGCUCCCCUGUCGUGUAGCACCACCUGCUGGUCAGUGGCAGAACUGACUGAUUUUGUGACCGUCAGAUGGAAACUGCAGCUCAACCUUCUUUUUUGUCUUUAGUUCAUUCCAGAACAUUCUUUUCCUUUUGGAAACUAUUUACUGGGCAGAAGUAGCUUUUGCAAAGUAACGUGUCCCCUGUGCUGGUGUUUGAGUUUCUCAUUGUGUGCAAAGGACACCAAGUGUGCCUAAGCACAGAGAGAGUGAGAUGCCUCCCCACCAAGUCUCAGUGAGGGUCAGACCCCCGAAGGCGGGGUGCUGAGGACAUUCAAGCGCAUCGCCUUCACGGAGGCUGAAAGCGUUUACUAAGAUGAGUACUACAGACCCAAAGUUCUGAUGCUUGGUUACUAUCACAAAGAAGUGCUCAUUCACUAAGUCACUGCUGGUUACUAUCUGUGGAAUAACUGGGUCUUCUACCAGGUAGGAAAGUUGUAUUUCCACCCAUUUUAAAUGUUGGGGCAAAUAUGAAUCAAUGUUUUAAAGAGAAAAGGCUGACUCUGAGCUUCAGCCUGUUGCUAGCAACUGUAAAAGUUUUACCAACCACUCAGAGGAGCUGCGUGAGAGUAUGUUUCUACCUAGGUCUGUAGUUCGCCAUAUUCUUUCUUUAAAAAAAAAAAAAUGUCAUUAUAUAUUGAA